UUCUACUCAUCACACAAACAAACACACCAGAAAAUUCGACCCCUACAAUCACUCUUUCCUCUUACCACCGCUCGUCCUUUUCUCGCCCUCUCCAUUUUUGUCCUCACCCGAAAGAAAGAAGCAAACCGAAGCAAACUUUCCAUCGAUCGGCCAUGGACACUAAGAUCGGAUCCAUCGACGCCUGCAUGCCAAACAGCACCGACAUGUGCUCCGCCGCCAACGGCGCCGUUUCCACCGUCCACAACUCCGUCCCUACCUCCGUCGUCAAGAACCCCGAGGCCACUCUCGGCCGCCACCUCGCCCGCCGCCUAGUCCAGGUCGGCAUCACCGACGUCUUCACCGUCCCCGGCGAUUUCAACCUCACUCUCCUCGAUCAUCUCAUCGCUGAGCCUGGACUCAACAACAUUGGCUGCUGCAACGAGCUCAACGCCGGGUACGCCGCCGACGGCUACGCUCGUUCCCGCGGCGUCGGCGCCUGCGUCGUCACCUUCACCGUCGGCGGCCUCAGCGUUCUCAACGCCAUCGCCGGAGCUUACAGCGAGAAUCUCCCCGUGAUCUGCAUCGUCGGAGGCCCCAACUCCAAUGAUUAUGGAACCAACAGGAUUCUCCACCACACCAUUGGCCUCCCUGAUUUCACUCAGGAGCUCCGGUGCUUCCAGACGGUUACCUGCUUCCAGGCUGUGGUGAAUAACUUGGAAGAUGCUCACGAGCUGAUAGACACGGCGAUUUCCACCGCCUUGAAAGAGAGCAAGCCUGUUUACAUUAGCGUCGGCUGCAAUUUGCCGGGAAUCCCCCACCCCACCUUCAGCCGAGAGCCCGUUCCCUUCUCUCUUAAUCCAAGAUUGAGCAAUCAGCGGGGGCUGGAGGCCGCAAUUGAAGCAGCGGCUGAGUUUCUGAACAAGGCGGUGAAACCAGUUUUAGUCGGUGGGCCCAAGCUGCGAGUCGCCAAGGCGUGCGAUGCUUUCGUGGAGCUGGCGGAUGCUUCUGGAUAUGCUCUCGCUGUGAUGCCUUCCGGAAAAGGGCUAGUCCCGGAGCACCAUCCUCGUUUCAUCGGGACUUACUGGGGCGCGGUGAGCACGGCCUUCUGUGCCGAGAUUGUGGAAUCGGCGGAUUCCUACUUGUUCGCAGGGCCGAUCUUCAAUGACUACAGCUCUGUUGGCUACUCGUUGCUUCUCAAGAAGGAGAAGGCCAUUCUUGUGCAGCCUGACAGGGUGGUGAUUGCCAAUGGCCCUGCGUUUGGAUGUGUUCUGAUGAAGGAUUUCCUGGAAGGGCUUGCUAAGAAGCUGGAGAAGAAUACUACUGCUUAUGAGAACUACCACAGAAUCUUUGUCCCCGAGGGAGUUCCUCUCAAGGGUGAGCCUAAGGAGCCUCUGAGGGUGAAUGUCCUGUUCCAGCACAUUCAGAAGAUGCUCUCUGGUGAGACUGCUGUGAUUGCUGAGACAGGGGACUCCUGGUUCAACUGCCAGAAGCUUAAAUUGCCCAAGGGUUGUGGGUAUGAAUUCCAGAUGCAGUAUGGUUCAAUCGGUUGGUCAGUUGGUGCUACCCUUGGGUAUGCUCAGGCUGUACCGGAGAAACGUGUGAUUGCUUGCAUUGGUGAUGGUAGCUUUCAGGUGACAGCGCAAGAUAUUUCAACCAUGAUUAGAAAUGAGCAGAAGACUAUCAUUUUCCUGAUCAACAAUGGCGGCUACACCAUUGAGGUGGAGAUUCAUGAUGGCCCUUACAACGUAAUCAAGAACUGGAACUACACCGGUUUGGUUGAUGCAAUUCAUAACGGGGAAGGCAAUGUCUGGACGACUAAGGUAUACUGUGAAGAGGAGCUGAUUGAAGCAGUUGAGACGGCAACUGGAGAAAAGCAGGAUAGCUUGUGCUUCAUUGAGGUGAUUGUUCACAAGGAUGACACCAGCAAAGAACUCUUGGAAUGGGGCUCCAGAGUCUCUGCUGCCAACAGCCGCCCACCCAACCCACAGUAGAACAACUUCACAUACCAACCUCAAACUUGGCCGUGCUGGAGAGUGGAGACGAAGUGUCAAUUCUAGUAGUACGUCUAUUAGGUUUUCUUUCCUGUUGAGUUCACAGUAUUGGUUUUUGGCCCUCUUGAAAGUCAAAAGUUAUGUGUAGAUUCUUCUUUCCUGUGAUGGAUUCAACCGUUAAUAUGAGAGGAUUAGGUUCUCUGGCUAUAUUCCUUUUUGGGUUAAUAGCAUUUUCUACUCUUUUACUAUCGCAAAAUAACAAACGUACUCUCUACUAAUUUUUUGCACAAAUGUACUCUUCUACUAUUAAAACGUAACAAACAUAAUCUUCUGUCUAAUUUUUCGUUAAAUGACUGUUAAGUGAGCAGGCAAAUGACUAAAUUGCCCCUCAUUUGAUGUUAAUUUAGUUUUAAUUAUUAAUAGUUCCAAUAUAAUUAAAAUUAAAAA
This is a messenger RNA of Linum trigynum, 2417 nucleotides long. The record is from the annotation of a GenBank genome assembly. Lineage: Eukaryota; Viridiplantae; Streptophyta; Magnoliopsida; Malpighiales; Linaceae.